CUGCGCCGUCUCAUUUCUUCCUUUCCAACCAAAUGAUUCGAAAAUUUCAGCUUCUCCCUGUUCCCGAUGUUUUUGCCGAAAAUAUUGAAUACGAUAUACUAAUGCUACUCCCUCCUACUAUGCUUGUUCAACUGAGUCAUGAAUGUCAAGAAUGGAGAGGUAUUAUUUCAGAACCAGUUUUUUGUAAGAGGAAUCUGAGGCUCGCAGGCAGUCAACAAGUGCUUCUCGUUUUAAGAGAUUCAUAUCCAAUUGAUGUUGAUGAAGAUGAAGUGGAAAACAGGCACAUAGUAUUUUAUCGUCAUCCAAUCUCCAACAUAGAGAAUACUCUCAAUAUGAAUGACAACAGUGAUUUCCACUACUGGGAUCUAACUCUCAAUGAACAGGUUCCUUUUCCUGAUUUUUUUUCUGGCAUGAUGUUAGAUUCUCUACCCGUUUCUGAUGGACUUUUUUGUUAUAACAAUAUGUUGGAUAACCCUAAUUUGUUGAUGAUAUGGAAUCCAACUCUUGGAAAAUAUAAGGAAAUGGAGUGUUGGAGGCCAAUAACAAAAUCCUACGUAUUAGUACCCUCUCUAGGCUAUUCGAAUCACUUGGGCGCUUAUGUUUUCUUUGCCGUUUUUCUUAAUUUAUAUGAAAAAUGUGAUGGGACUUUCUUCCAGAUGUAUAAUCUUAGGGACCAGACCUGUACUAACUUGGGCGAAUUUCCUAGCAAAAAUUUGAUAAGUAGCAUUGGUCUAUUUCUAGACAAUACUCUCUAUUGGUUGGAUACAAGUUAUUCAACUAUUUCAUAUGAUUAUGUUAGGAAGGCUUACAAUGACGCCGUAGAGUUCCCUGACAAUUUUUUUCCCGAAGAGGGCAGUGAUUAUAUUUUGGACACUGUAUCUCAACUCUGCCUACUUAAAGACAAAGUUUCCAUCCUGUCUACCAUUCGCUUUCAACCUAAUGACUCCUUUAGUCAUUCCAUUUGGACAUUAGAGAUCGAGGGUGGAAAUUGGAAUCUGAUGUACAACAUCCAGUUUCCCAAUAUGGACUUUUCUAACGAUCCCCUAUGGAUAAUUCCUCUGUUUAUGGACGACGAUGACAAACUCAUAAUGCUACUCCAAAGGCCUCUAGAUUUUGCCAUAUUUGAUGUCACGCAUUCCAUUUUCCGUCGCCAUUCCAUCUUCCGUCUGACACAUAUAACUUCUCUGAUGGUGUGCGCUCUUUACCAAGAAAGCCUCGUUUGGCCCUUUUAAGUGAACUAAUGGGACAAAAGCUGAAUAAGAUCCAAAAUGUGAUCUAUUGGACUAUGAGUUCAUGCUAAAAGGUUUUGGAUGUCAAGGUAUGGUUAAGAUCCAAAAUGUGAUCUAUUCGACUAUGAGUUCAUGCUAAAAGGUUUUGGAUGUCAAGAUAAAAAACAGCUGGGUGAUGUUCUUCAAUGGAGUCAUUGCAUGCCAAUAGUCAGUCCUGAUGGAAACAAGUGACUCUAGUGUGAAUACAAGAUUACACUCAAAGAUGUUUUUAAUUCAUGGCAAACUCAAAUAAACAUUCAAUCAACAAGGCGGAAGCAGAAAACUCAAAGAAAAGCAAGCAUUGAUCACUCAUGAUAGUACAGGCUGAUCUAUUAUACCUAUAGGUCGACUCAACACAAGCAGAUCAAGAAGUAUGCAGAAAACCAGCAGUUAGGUCGACCUACUGUCAACCCAGGUCGACCUAAAAUGGAGAAAAAUCCACAUACUUCUGCUAGGUCGACUCACACAUCAUCUAGGUCGACCUAAAUUGAUGAAAUUUACAUACCAGUCUGCUAGGUCGACCUAAUCUGAGAAAAUAUCCCCAGAAUGCAUUUGAAGAGGAUUCUGGUCGACCUACUCCUUAAACAGGUCGACCUAACUGGGAGCAAAAUUCUGCAAGCUCUGCUAGGUCGACCUAAGCACUACAAGAGGUCGACCUAACUGAUCAAGAAUGCCAAAAAUUCUGUUUCUCUCAUCUCCAACUGUUAAGCUAUCAUAUAUAUUGUCAAAGGCUCAUUUUAUUCAACACAACACCAACGACUGAAAGAUACACAAAUGCUUCUCAUCUUCGUUCUUCAUCAUCUCCAACACAAUUACACAUAGUCAUUCUUGCGUUGCGGGUUAGUGAUGAGUUCGAUAACGUCCAUGGAACGGAAUUGAAGAUUCCUAGUGGGUGAAGGUUUGUGGGGUUUGUUGGUGAAUAAAAUCUGCGGGUUUUGUCCUCCAUGACGGGUGGUUCUUGGGGGUUUUUAUCAAGAGGCGUUCAUUGAGGAUUCGGCUGAGUGUAACGAUUGAGGAACGGGGAGUUCAAGGAAUCAAGACACUGCAGAAGGGAAUCAAAGUGAAGCUCUUGGAUAACCUUGAUCUUGCUCAAGAUUAAGGGGGAAGAAGAAUCAAAGGAUCGACAUAACUGGUUUAUCGUUUAUCGCUUUGUUAUCUUCUUUGUAUAUACUACUUUCAACAUUAAUGAAAGAUUACCCAAUUUCAAUUUGGAAUUGGGGGCAGACGUAGUCGUAGCGAGGACGAUCGACGAACUGCCUAAACAAAUAUCGUGUUAUUGUUGCUUUUACUUUUUCAUUUACAUUCUGUUCAUAUUUGGUUAUAAUAGCAAAUUGAUCAACGAUUCGAGUGUUAAGAUUGUGAAUUAAGAACUUACAUAAACAUCACAAUCCACCACACAUUGAAUUACCUUCAAUUUGAUCAUUAUCACCAAGUGUUUGUAUAUUUGUUUCUAUCACUCUUACUGCAUUGCAAACAUUGUCCAUCAUACAAAAAGUUAAUCUGAUUUUCAAUAAGAGCAACGCUUUGAUUCUGCAACAUAUACUCUUAUCACUUACCUCAAGUCUUUGACUGGUUUUUAAACACAUAUACAAUCGUUUCGAUAGUGGUUCGGAAUAGACGCGAGUCGAUUCAGAAUCACUUCCGCUGAAAAAGUCGUUUAACUCCGUAAAACUGUGAACGAUCUAUUCACCCCCCUCUAGAUCCUAAGGCCAGCGUCUAACAAGUGGCAUCAAGAGCUCUGGUUUAUUCCGUGCUACGUGAAACACUUAUUGGAAAGAUGGCUUCCGGACCUAAAGGGGCUCACAAUAGAGCUCCAGUUUUCAACGGUGAAAACUAUGGCUAUUGGAAGGAUUGUAUGUGUGUCCACAUCAAUGCAAUUGAUAGGAACAUCUGGACAGCUAUUGUCAAUGGUCCCUUUCAGAUCACCAUGACAAAUGCAGCUGGUGCAGUUGUUCCAAAACCAGAAAAUACUUGGGAUGCUGAAGAUGAAAAGAGAUAUGCAUACGAUUGGAAAGCGAGAAACAUUCUAAUCUCAGCUCUAGGAGUUGAUGAAUACUAUCGCGUUUCCCAUUGUAGAUCAGCUAAAGCUAUGUGGGACACAUUGCAAGUUGCCCACGAGGGAACGGAUGAUGUCAAACUAGCUAGGAUCAAUACGUUAACUCAAGAGUUCGAACUCUUCCACAUGGAAGAUGGUGAAUCCAUCGAAAACAUGCAGAAGAGAUUCGUUCAUCUGAAAAAUCGGUUAAAUUCUCUUGAUAGACAUGUUUCCAAUGCAGUUGCUACUAACAAAAUCUUAAGAUGUUUGAACAGGGAAUGGCAACCCAAAGUUACAGCAAUAAAGGAAGCAAAUGAUCUAAACACUUUAGACAUCACAACUCUAUUUGGUAAACUAGAGGAACAUGAACAACACCUUAAAUGCCUUGACAUGCAUGAGAAAAGGACAAGGAAAGAAAAGAACAUGGAGAAAGAGGUAGAGAAGAAGUCAAUAGCUCUAAAAGCUUCGAGCUCCAAGACCUCAAAACGAGAGCCAAAGGAUAGUGACACAAGUGAUGACGAAGACUCCGAUGAUGAGGAAAUGGGACUGUUUGUGCGAAGAUACAACAAAUAUCUAAAGAAAAAUGGAGCAAAACAUUCUGACAAAGGCUUGAUCAACUAUAGAAAGCAAUCAAACAUGUUCAAACAAGAUGACGACAACAAGGGAAAAAUCAAAGGUCUUUGCUUCAAUUGUGGGAAAGCCGGUCACUACAAACCGGAUUGUCCAUACCUUAAGAAAGAAAAGGAGAAGAACCAAAGCAAAGGUCAUAACAAAUCUAAAAGAGCCUACAUAGCAUGGGAAAGUGAUUCAUCUAGUGAAAGCUCAUCAAGCGAUGAAGAAGAAUCAGCAAACCUAUGUUUCAUGGCUCAUCAAAACAAGAAAAAGAAAGCUGUAAGUCAUCUUAAACCUGAACUCGUAGAUAAGGUAUCUCAUUCUCAACUAAAACUUGCUUUUGAAGAAUUACAUAGAGAUGCAAUUAAAGCUUUCAAACUUUUGGCCUCAAAUAAGAAGAUAUUUUCAUAUCUUGAAUCAAAAGUUGAGAAAACCGAAAAGGAUAUGGAAGCUUUAAAACAAUCUAUGCUAGACAUUCAAAAGGAUAAAGUUGAAAUAGAUCCUACAUCAUGGUUUGGUUGUGAGACAUGUCACAUUUGGCAAAAAGAAGUAAGAGAUCUAAAAGCCAAGUUAGACAAGGCUCUACAACCAAAAGUGACUUUUGCGGUUGAUCCAAAUAAGUUCAAAAGAUCGUAUACUCCUUUAUAUAGCAAAUACACCUUUGUACCAAAAGUAUCAACUAGCAAAACUCCAUAUUCUCAUCAUAUUACCUGUCAUUAUUGUUGCAAAAAGGGACAUACCAUUGAAAAAUGCAAAUUUAGGAGAAUUUUAGUUCCUAAAGGAGUAUUUCAAUGGUUGCCUAAGUGCAACAAAUUGUGUACUCACUACCAAGGACCCAAUGAAAAUUGGGGACCUCCCUCUUUAAAUUAAUAUUGCAGGAAAAGUGUCUUGACAUUGCCGAAAGGUUGUGGUUCCUUGAUAGCGGAUGUUCAAGACACAUGACUGGAGACCUAUCUCUUUUCGUUGAGUUUCAAGCAAAGAAAAAGGGGUAUGUCACCUAUGGAGAUAACAAUCGGGGAGCCAUACUUGGUAAAGGAAGUGUAGGUAACCCUUCUACCACUACUAUAACUGAUGUGCUGCUAGUAGAAGGUCUUAAACAUAAUCUUUUAAGUAUAAGUCAAUUGUGUGACAAAGAAUUUAAAGUAAUGUUUACAAAUUCUGGCUGCACAAUAGAACAUACUAAGAAAAGAGACAUUAUGUUUAAGGGCUUAAGAGUAAACAACAUCUACAUGCUAAACUUGGAUGAGGUAUCUAAGUCUAGUACCAAGUGUCUAGUUGCUCUGGGCGAUGACUUAUGGCUUUGGCAUAGACGUCUCGCCCACAUAAAUUUUGACUUACUUAAUAAAGUUGUCUCAAAAGAUUUAGUAAUCGGCUUAACUAAAAUGAAGUUUUCAAAAGAUCAUCUAUGUGAUGCUUGUCAAAAGGGAAAGCAAACAAAAAUCUCUUUUAAAUCAAAGAACGUGGUUUCAACAUCACGCCCUCUUGAACUACUUCACAUGGAUCUAUUUGGCCCUUCAAGGACUAAAAGCAUAGGUGGAAACACCUAUGGUUUUGUCAUUGUCGAUGAUUACUCGAGAUUUUGUUGGAUAAUCUUUCUACCUAGUAAGGAUCAAACUUUUCCAGCUUUCACACAAUUUGCAAGAUUAUGUCAACACAAAAUGAACAACAAAAUAGUUGCAAUUCGAAGUGAUCACGGUGGAGAGUUUGAAAACAUUCUUUUUGAAAAAUACUGUGAUAAACAUGGAAUUGAGCAUAACUUUUCAGCUCCUAGAACACCUCAACAAAACGGAGUAGUUGAACGUAAAAAUCGGGUUCUAGAGGAGCUGGCAAGAACAAUGCUGAAUGAGGGUAAUCUACCAAAGUAUUUCUGGGCUGACGCGAUUAGUACAGCAUGUUAUGUUUUGAACAGGAUAACAAUACGUCCUAUACUGAAUAUGGCUGAGUAUGAAGCAUGUAUCUUGGGUCUCAAAGCUGCUAUCGACUUAAGAAUCAAGUUCUUGGAAGUAUAUGGGGAUUCGGCCCUAGUAAUUAGUCAGAUCAAAGGAGAAUGGGACACGAAGCAUCCUAAUCUCAUGCCUUAUAAAUAUUUGGUGCUAUCUUUAUUUCCACACUUCGAAGAGAUUACUUUUGAACAUAUUCCUCGAUAAGAGAAUCAGUUAGCAGAUGCAUUAGCCACUAUGUCAUCCAGGUUCAAGGUCAGAUGGGACAACGAGGCCCCCAUAGUUAUUAUCGAAAGAUAUGACGAACCAGCAUACUGUUACGAGAUAGUUACUGACGAGGUCGAAGAAAAGCCAUGGUUUCAAGAAGUAAAAAGAUACCUCGAGGCUCAAGAGUACCCUGAAGGGGAAUCUAUCAAUGACAAGAAAUUCUUAAGAAGGUUCGCAUCCAAGUUCUUUCUAAGCAAUGGAACCUUAUACAAGCGUAAUCAUGAUUCAACCUUGCUUCGUUGUGUGAACAAGAAGGAAGCAGAGGAGAUCAUGGAAGACAUGCAUAAUGGUACUUUUGGAACCCAUUCUAGUGGACAUACUAUGGCUAAAAAGAUUCUGAGAGCAGGUUACAAUUGGUCCACUAUGGAAACUGACUGUCACCAACAUUCCAGAACUUGCCACAAGUGCCAGAUCUAUGCUGACAAAGUACACGUACCUCCAGUUUCACUGAAUGUUCUGACUGCUCCUUGGUCUUUUGCAAUGUGGGGCAUUGAUAUGAUCGGGGAAAUCAAACCCACUGCUUCCAAUGGACAUCGUUUCAUCCUUGUGGCUAUUGAUUACUUCACCAAAUGGGUAGAAGCUGCUUCAUCCGCCUCCGUUACCAAGAACAUGGUGGGUCGAUUCAUUAAGCACAACCUUAUUUGUCGAUAUGGCAUCCCCGAAAGGAUUAUCACGGACAAUGGUACCAAUUUGAACAACAAUAUGAUUACUGAGCUCUGCACACAGUUCAAGAUUAAGCACCACAAUUCUUCUCCAUAUAGACCAAAGAUGAAUGGCGCUGUGGAGGCCGUCAACAAGAAUAUAAAGAAGAUUGUACAAAAAAUGACUAUGACCUAUAAGGAUUGGCAUGAGAUGUUACCAUUUGCUCUUCAUGGUUACCGUACUUCAGCACGCACCUCAACUGGGGCAACCCCGUUCUCACUAGUCUAUGGUAUGGAGGUUGUGUUACCAAUUGAAGUUCAGAUUCCAUCUUUGAGGAUCAUAAAAGAUGCAGAGUUAGAUGAAGACGAAUGGAUUCAGACUCGACUAUACCAGAUAAACCUGAUUGAUGAGAAGAGGCUCGCGGCUGUUUGUCAUGGACAACUGUAUCAGAAGCGUAUGAUCAAGGCAUUUAAUAAGAGAGUCAAACAACAAGCAUAGCAGACUGGUGACUUGGUCAUAAAGAGAAUUAUUCUACCGCAAGGUGAUCCUAGGGGCAAGUGGACGCCCACAUAUGAAGGACCAUUUGUGAUCAAGAAAAUAUUCUCUGGAGGAGCAAUGAUACUCACUACUAUGGAUGGCGAAGACUUUCCGCAUCCUGUGAAUGCAGACAUAGUCAAAAAAUACUACGCAUAAACACGACCCGUUAGGUCGACGUACCUAGUGUAACUCAGUGAACUAACUUUUAUUUUCGUAAGCAACAAUGUUGCGGUAAGCAUGAGUCGCCACCGACUUUUAUUUUGUCCAAUUUUAGGAAAGGCAAAAAGUACAGAAAAAGACCUUUUAAAAAAAACAGGCUCGGGGGUAGAUUAUGAAAAAGGGAAGGUGUAAGCACCCUUUUCAUCUGUAGUUAUCUACGGGCUCUUAAUUUGCUUAGCUCAUGUUUAUUUGUUUUGAAUUGAAAAAGGGCAUAAGGACUUUAGCGUAAAUGCGUAGCCUUAGUUUUUGAAAGAAUAUUGAAAAAAAGUUUUUUAAUUGAGCUAGGCAUAUUAAGAGCACUACCCUAAAUAGUUGGUCUUUUUCUAUGCUUUUUAAAGUUCCUAGGACUAUCCAUACUAUAUAGAAGUAGGUAGUCCUUGUUUAUAUUGGACGUGCGGGUCAAUCGAAGGGUCAUCGAGGUCGUUGAAAGCAACAGGUAGAGGUACUUUUAGCAAUACUCGAAGGGACAAUCAUCAUUUCGUAGGCAACCAUUCGAGGGACUAGAUCAUAUAUUUUCGUAGGCAACUUUGAGGAUCAUCGAGGGACUUAUGAUCUUUAUGACGAUUUCUUAAUCGUUGGGACUUUUGCUAGUAGGUGUCAUACCCCAAAUUUGUCCUACCCUAUUCAUAUGGCUUAUGGUUCAUGUACAUACAUUACUUAGGUCAUAACUCACAUUCAUGCAUUCAUAUCAUUGUUACUAUUCAAAGACUGACAAACUACAAAGAGGUUUUGAUCAGGGAAUAAGGAGACUGGGGUAUAAUCAUGUGGUUCUGUGUUCAAGGAAGCCCUCCUGGAUUAGGGUUUUCUCAAUCUCGAUUCAAGGCAUUGAUUGAAGGAUACUGGCUUGCAAAUCAUCUGGUCUCCCAAAUCAGGGUCUCUUUGACCAAGGUCAACCAGUUGACUUUCGGGUCAACAUUUGAUCAGGAAUGGCUUCUAUGUGUGGAAGAGUUCUCAUACUGACUAUGUGGAUGCGUUUGUUUGACUGGAUUUGACUAGAGGAGAUUUAAUCAGGAAUUUCGUCAAUAGUCGGAAACGUCAGAACAGCUGACUUUUGGGUCAAAAUCAGAAGAAUUAUUCAAAUAUUGACUUUUGGUGGAAAAUCGGGCAAGGAAAGUCAAACAAUGGAUAAAAUCGGGAGUUUGACAAAAAGUUGCCAAAAAUAGGAAAAUAACAAAAAUAGAAAGUUUCCAACACUUAGAAAAUAUUUUGGAACUUUAAAUCUUGUUGGGCAGUCCACUUCAGCAUUGGAUUACACGUGGCAAAUGGCAUUUUUUGAAGAAAAUUCCAACAUCAAAGUUGUUCCUCUCAUGGAGGAGAACAACUUUGUAGUUGGACACUUUUUCAUUUGAAGCUUGUAUGAAGAGUUAAAGUGGUGUGAAGUUGCUGGAAACUCAUUUGAACCAAGUCAUAUUCCAGGUCACAAGUCAGGUCAUGACCUGGCAUUUUCACAAACACAUGGCAUGCCAAAUCUCCAGCCAUUUUUUGAGCUCUACAAAAAUGCCAUGAAUGCAAACUUGGUAUCAUUCUUUUCUUUGCCAUCCCCUCUAUCCAUUGAAACAAGAAUUGGCACAAUUGGACAAAUAUGGAAUGAGAUAUAAGUCUUCAAAGUCGUGCCCUCAUCAAGUCACAAUGACGCGUCUGGCUGAGCAGAAGUUCAAGGCAUGCGCAAGGCAUUUUCACAAACACAUGGUGGGCCAGAUUCAGACUCAAAUUUCUUCCUCCACAAGCCACUAUCUUGAACAAGCUUGAUUCUAAACCACUCCUUGCCAUGUCCUCUAUCUAAUAAGCCCAGCAACAUUGAUUUUGGACGCAUAUCGAGCUAGCAAGAGGUACCUAAAGUCACGCUCAUGGAAAUGCGUAUUGGCAAAGCUGCCAGGCAUAAAACCUCAGGUCGCGCACCCAGACACCUAUGCAAGUGUGCACCUCCAAAUUGAAGCGCAUGUUGAAUGAGUUCUAGGCCUCUUCUCAAAACAUUUCCAACAUGAAAUUUGAUAUAUACCAUGGCCUCUUUAAUGGGAGCCUGAGUUUGAGAUGAAUGAUGGAGUAUGUAUCAAGAUAUGAGUACAAGAAGGAAGCAUGCUAACCAUUUGCUGCAUGAAGGGAUAUCGGAUCCAUAAUGCAUAAUAUUGGUAGCCAAGAAUACAACCAUCCACUAUCACUUGCCAUUAAAGCCCAUGCAUGCAUUGAUUUCAAAAAAGACACUAAAAUGCUUGCUCCAAUUGCACAUACUUGCUCACUAAGCAUUGCCUUCCAAGUCCCACACCCAAGAAAUGACCUUGCUGCAAAUUUCACAUCACUAAAGCCCCACACCCAAAAAACCUUUCCAUUCUUUUCACACUUACCCUAUAUAAACAGUUCAAAGCUCACUCACUCAAGGGAAUUCACUCACGAUACAUUCCUUAUACACUACACAUUCCUCUCUCUCUCUCUCACUUUCAUUCUUUCUCUCUUUCCUCAUUCCUCCCCGGUUCUCUCUCCCCCUUCACUCAUUCUACCACCACCUGCCACCAUAACAACCUCCUCCGGCCGCCCUAACCAACUCCCCUAACUACUUCCGGCCACCACUUCUCAAACUCAAACUUCAGCAUCAAUCACGUUCAUCCUUUGCCAUCAUGAUGCCAUACUGAACAAGGUCUUCACCUUCAUCGCGAGCUCAAAGCGUUCAGCCGGCUAAGCUCACUUCACGGUGGUUAGAGAAACUGUUUAGUGCGCGUUCACGGUUAUCACCGGAGGCUAGGGUUUGUGCAGCUUCCUCUCCAUACUGAACCAAGAAGUGCUCAGGUAAGCGUCUAAACUCUUUGAACCUCGCAUCUGAACGCGUCAAAACCAUAUGCAUCUUGUUCAUAAUCUUGUAGCAUAUGUUAAAUCUUGAUAAAGAG
This is a messenger RNA of Vicia villosa (hairy vetch), 10399 nucleotides long. RefSeq lists its product as uncharacterized. Bases 3046 to 4785 code for a protein of 579 amino acids. The record is from RefSeq and is a predicted model, not a curated record. Lineage: Eukaryota; Viridiplantae; Streptophyta; Magnoliopsida; Fabales; Fabaceae. The transcript has 3 exons. Gene Ontology annotation, molecular function: zinc ion binding; nucleic acid binding.